UUGUGACGUCCACAUUUUCCACAUUUUUGGGAAAUUUUUGAACAUUUUUUGUUGGGGAAAAAGGAAAUGUUAUUAUUUAAGAACAGACAUGACACACGACAGGAGAGGAAAGGAAAGAAAAGGAAAGGAGGAAUAGAAAGAGAGUAGUAGAGAAAGGAAAAGAUGGAAGGAAAGGGAAGAAAUAGAGAGGAUGAUGGUGACAGGUUGAAGAGGUGAGGAGAGAGGAGGCAGAAGGGGUCGUUAUUUUUAUCAAAAAAGGUUUAUAAAAAAAGGUCUGGAAGGAAGAAUAAGGACAAAGAGUGAGAAAAUAUCACAAGUGGAGCAAUAAAAGUAUGGAAAAAGAAAGUGAAAGAAAAAAGAAAGUGAAAGAAUGUUGACCUUCCUUCAAGGUCAACGAACGCUAAAAGUAGAAAAAAAAAUUUCAAAGUGCGAAAAUUCUGAUCUAGGUUCGUGGCUUUAAGGGUUUGGUGAAGGCUCUUCUCACCACUGAGAAGAACUUGGCGACUCCAGACUUCAAAUUGUUUGGUCGAGGAGUGAUUUUUAAAUUAAUGUUCAAAGCCAUCACCACAGCUUCAUCAAAAGAUGGAUCUUAUACAUUCAUCGCUGCCUCCAGCAGCUUUUCUGCAGAGCCAAACAUCUUGUGAAGGUCCUUCGACAUGGCCUUCGACAUUUUGUCCAUCUUCUGGGUUAUUUCAGUUAUUUGUUUCGGUGACAUGUGGAUGUCGUCCAGCAGGCCCAACAGUCAGUCUUGGAUGUCCUGUGUGGUGAACAACACCCAGGAUUUAUGUAUGGAUUUUGAUAUCACCUUCAUCAGCAGAGUACUGACGGCAUCCAUGUUUUGGUGGGAACUCUCAAGUGUUGUUCCGACCUGAGGUUUAGCAGAAGCGACGAGUUCUGGAGCAGCGACCAGUUCAGUCGUUGGGUCCUCAUAAGAGGAUCUCUUAUGGGGCUCAGACUCUUCAUGGACUGACACCAAACUUUCGAGAGACUUUCGAGACUCUCGAGAUCUGAACGCUACAACUGGUGUGGAGAAUUUGUCAGUUGCACCCUCAUCAUAACCCUCAUCGUCCCUGCUGGUAGGUCUGGAAACUACAUCAACAUCAAUGAGUGCCAUCAACCACCCAGACUAUUCAGACUAAACACAAGAACAAAGUGAUUUCUGAGCAUUAAAGCAACUUAUUCUGGUGGUUUAACGUCGGCUGUUGGUCCAGACUCUGGUCACCAGGUGGCAGCACUGAGCCGUUGUGUAUCUGAUGGUGUUUAUAAUCGUCUGUUUCCUGCUAGUAAUCUCAUGAUUAUAUUUACUUUGUGGCUGCAGACCCGCUGUGUUGGCAGCAGCUGAGAACUUCACCGUCCUCAUCAAGAACAACAUCCGGUUCCAGGCAUUCAACUUCAUCAGGGGGGCGUCAUCUGCAUCCAGAUCAAGUGGGACUGUAACCCGGACCCGCUGAUGCAUCGCUGCCUCCCCAGAUACUCCUUCAGACGUCUGGACGAGAAAGAAAGCAACAGAACGCUUUAUCCAGGACUCAACUUCAGGUCAUCCUGUGCGUUUCCUACGUGGACGAGAACGACCUCCGACUGGUGAAGAGAUCCCAGAAGAAAAGCUUACAGGACGUCAAGCCCAUGUCGGUUCUGCCUCGACGGGAGGAUCCAGGACACCUGAGAGCCGUCCUCUGCCUCCUGCAGCCCCGUAUGGACCAGGACCAGGACCGUAAAGCUGACCAGAACCCCCGACCCGCUGCUCCCUGCUGGUGUAAAUGCGACCGCUGCGUUCCUGCCUCCCUCCCUCAGGAACAGUUGUGCUGCAGGCGGAGCUCCGGCGGCUGCAUCUCCUCGUCUCCGCUGUUCCAUCAGCUGGUUCUGCGGCGCCCCCUGCUGGAGGCCGUCCUGCCGUACCGGGACCCCCUGACGCUGCUGGACCGGGUCUGGACCGCCGCCCUGCAUCACUGCGCCUACCAGCAGUUCAUCAGUUGGAGGUUUGGGUCGCCGCCCGCCGGCUGCCACCCGGCCGUCCCCAGCUGCUGCAUCCAGAGAAUCCGGGAGGAAUAUCCGAGUCCGGACGGACGGUACCGAGGCUUCAGGCCCGUCAGAACCACCGUCACCAUGCAGGGCAGCGCUAACGGAGAGCCGUGAGCUUUCAGAACCACAGCUGACCCACUAACCCCCUUUUUAUGUCACAAAAAAAGCAGUAACUUCACCCAGCCCAGCGGAAAAUGGAAAUCAGCCACUUUUCUGUCGGCAGGAGUUCAGACGACGACGAGACGUGAAGGAGAACCUCCCAGAGUCCAUCAAUCUCAGAGUUUCUGCCUUUAUAGGACAGAAAAAAGCUGCAGACUGAAGGAAACUUUCACAUCUGUCACUUCAUUUGGAGUGAUGAGGAGCUUCCUUCAGAGAGGAGAGAAAAAACACCAACAAGACCUGAUUUUAACCUGACAAGAUCUACAUCAGCAGCUCUGAGGAUCUUUGUCUGCCUGCUAAAUCUAAAAACAUGAGGAUUCUGGGUAAAGUCAGGAGGAAGAACUGUGUCGGUUCAGGACCAUCGAGGCUGUAAGGAGACUAAACUAAAACUAUUUUCCUUCUAAUGACAUCAACCAACCUGCUCAGAAGUGUUGGAGGGAAUUCUUUUAUACUUACAAACAAACACCCUCACUAGAUAAUGGAACCAAAGUUUGGGGGAAAUGUUCCGUUAAAAAAAUGAAUUUAAAACUUGUCCAAAAUGUCUGUUGUCCAGGAAUGUACAGAAUUUGUCCAAGAUUACCCAAAUAUUUCCAUGAUCACAUGAAACUUGUCCAAAAUAACUGUUAAUUUGACUAGAAUGACUUAAAAUCUGUCCAUAGUCAUUCAAAAAAUCGAGAAAAUUAUUCAAAAUUUGUCCAACAUGUCUUAUUAAUUGUCCAGAAAUGUACCGAAUUUCUCCAAGAUUACCCAAAGAUUUCCAAAAAAGUUGCCCAAAACAUCCAUCAAUUUGACCAAAAUAACCCAAAAUCUGCCCACAGAUAUUGAAAAAAAAGAUAAAUUAUUCAAAAGUUGACCAAAAUAACAAAACAUGUCUAAAAUGACCCAAAAACCAAACCAGAAAUGACUUAAAACUGUUAAUUUGACCAGAAUUAUUCUGAAUUUGUCCAAAAUGUCUCAGUUUUCUGAGAAUUUCCAGAAUCUCUCCAAGAAUAUCCAGAUAUUUCCAAAAAAACAGGUCCAAAACAUCUGUAAAUUUGACCAGAAUGAAAAAAAUAAGACAAUUUUAAGAUACUCUUAUAAUAGUUAUAGAUUUACGAGAAAAAACUGGAACAUUCUCUUAAAGUUUUACAUUUGCGAGAUCACUCACAGAUUUACAAAAAAAACCAUAUUUUAAGAACUAUGUCAUUAAUUUGCAAGAAUGAAACGCUUACAUUUUCAAAGAUUAAAGUCCCAAAUGUACAACUGAUUCCUUUAAUUUAACACCAGCAAACGAAGGAGCUUUUUCUCCCAAAUCUGUUCCUUUAAACCGCUUCUUUCUUUCUUUUCCCCCAUCAUGCACCUGUUUGUUUGAUAAACAAGACGAACUCUUUAACGUGUCGAAAGAUUCAGUUUCAGCUGAACUCAGUCGGUCCAAAGUAAGUAAAGAUGAAGAUAAGAAGCUCCAUUUGUCAGGUGAGGACAUGUUUCGGUGUGACGGCGGGAGGAUUAGGAGGUCGUACAUCAACCGGGACAUCAAAUAACACACCUUUGUGCUGCAGCUACACACAGAAUUAUCUGUUAAAAAGCAGAACAAGCUUUGUGGCCGGAGUUUUCAACGUAAACUCAGUAAAACAUCUGUUUUUGUUUGUUUAAAAAUGGAUAAAUCCUGUUUGUCAGCUUAGAAAUGAUCUGUUAUUGAGAAAACAGAAAAAAACACAACACAGAUUUAGUUCAGGUAAAAUAUACACACAAAAACAGCUCAAUAUAAAUGCAGCACAAUGCCGAUUUAGUUCAUCUCUGCUUCUAUGUGAUCAUAAGAUUAAAUCUAAAAUGAUUAAUGACAGUAAAACAUGAAAAGCUAACUUCUGCCAUCUAAAUAUUACAACUGUCUCUGAAGAGGAACCUACAAAAACACUCUUAACUCGCCAAAAUAGUUUAAAAUUACUCUCAAACCUGCUUUUUUUGUAACAGCCAGCAGGGGGCGACUCCUCAAACAGAACCAUAUAGUACUUCUUUACGAUUCUAAGUAUGAUCCAAAAUGUGACGUUGCGCUUAAGUAGAACCAAAAACUACACUCUGAACUUGGCUGAAUAGUUAAAAAUCACUUUUAAACCUGUAUUCUCUCAACCAGCCAGCAGGGGGAGACUCCUGCAAACAGAUUUCUAUAGAAGUUGAUGAGAAAAUGAGACAACUUCUCACUUGAUUUGUUUCCUCGUUAAAUGUUUAUGGUCCAGUACAAACGCACAAACUGAAAGUACACAUCAAAAACAGCUCGAUAUAACUGAAAACAGUGCCGCUACUUGUCUGAAAAACAAUUAUAUGUGGUCAUAAAAAUGAUCUAAAUUCAUUAAUGACAAAAUAAAACAUGAAAAACUAACUUGUACCACACAAAUUUCAUGUAAACAUUGCAACUAUCCAUAAAGAGAAACCUACUUGAACACUCUUAACUCGCCAAAGUAGUUGAAAAUUACUCUUCAACCUGCAUUCCUUCUGCCAGCCAGCAGGGGGCGACUCUGCAAACGUGCAUACAUAUUAUUCUAAAUACAAUCCAAAAUGUGACAAGAAAAGGAGAUGUUACUCUUAAGUUGAACCAAAACCUACAAUUUUAACUCACCAAAAUAGUUGAAAAAUCCCUUUUAACCCCGCAUUUGCUCUACCAGCCAGCAGGGGGCAGCUCCUCCUCAAACAGAACCGUAUAGUACUUCUUUACGAUUCUAAAUAUGAUCCAAAAUGUGACGUCGCUCCUAAGUGGAACCAAAAACUACCCCCUUAACUUGCCACAAUGGUUAAAAAUCACUUUUAUCUCAACAAACCAGCAGGGGGCGACUCCUCUGCAAACAAUUCUAUAGAAGUCAAUGAGAAAAUGACUUCUCACUUGAUUUGUUUCCUCGGUAAAUGUUUUCCAGAUGAGUUUAUGGUCACAAACGGUAGCUUCAAGUCUCCUUUAAUAAAUAAUGGUGUUGGUUUGGUAAAUUAUGACCCUAAAUUCCAAAUUUAAUGAAUUAAUUUAACCCUUAAACUAUGUUAUAUGAGCUCAAAAGAAAAGACAUUUAGCUGGAAAUGUCCAAUCUAAUGGAGCAAAAUGUGAGUAUUUUCCAGUUUUCAGGUUGAAUAUGUAGCUCUACAAACGUUUAAUGUUAGCUUCAAUUAUUUGUUUGUCUCCAGUUGGUCGACUGAUAAAAUUUACAGAUAUUUCACUUUUAUCUUUCAAAAACCCCUCGACUAUACAGAACAGACUCCUGUUCCAAAGUCAACACAGACAGACGAUGCAUCAGAGUAAGUGUGAGCGCUUCAGUGAAAACAUUAGAAACACACUUUUGGAAGUUUGUUUUCGCUCCGUUUAUUCCGACUGUUAAAAUAAAGGUUGAUUUUUGUCUGGAAGAGGAGGUCAUCUCUGCAGACUCUCUGUGACGAAUCUGUUAUGAUUUCAUAAAACGUAAAGACACAACAAUCCACCAGAUCCAUCAGCGCUCCGCAAACACCAUCCAUCAGCUGGAGCAGACGUGUUCAGAUGAAGUACGGAGACGUGAAACCUGAAGAAGACUCUGAUUUAAAGUGUCAGCCUCUCUGUAGCGGCUGGGAUUUAACAGAUCAAUGCAAAAUAUGCAACCAGGUUUGAGGUUUUUAGGACGCGAGUUCAGUCUGAGGCUGCAUGUUUAACGUUGCUACGCCUAAGAUGGAAAACUGCUUCAUUUCUCGUUGGUUUUAGUCUGAAAUUAAUAGAAAAUUAACUGAGAAACAAACAUUUAAAUCAGUAAUCUGUGACUCCACCUUCUCAUCAUUGAUUGCUUUGAUUUAAUCCAGUUUUGUUUUAUUCUAAGAAUGUAUUUUGCAUUUUUGGUGCCAAACGUAAUGUUGUCAUGGGAAAGAGAAAUAAAAAUGAAAUGUAAUGAA
Molecule: messenger RNA, 6051 nt
Organism: Acanthochromis polyacanthus (spiny chromis)
Lineage: Eukaryota; Metazoa; Chordata; Actinopteri; Pomacentridae
Product: P2X purinoceptor 7-like
Exons: 4
Coding region: 1624-2133 (169 amino acids)
Biological process (GO): monoatomic ion transport
Cellular component (GO): membrane
Molecular function (GO): purinergic nucleotide receptor activity; ATP binding; monoatomic ion channel activity
Source: RefSeq, a predicted model, not a curated record